CAUGGUCAUGUUGACCCUCCUGGUAGUGAAAACGUACCCAUUCCUCAGAAUGCAUCAACAGCACGUUUUCUAGUUUCACUGAUUGGAAGACUGCCAGGAACCCAUGGCAAGUCUCUAAGCUUUUCAAGAUUUCGGUAGUAAAUGGAGCCACAAUUGACGUUAAUUGACAACGUGUUAAACACCCAGGUGGACUUCUCGUCACGCAAAAGGAAAGUCUUAAACGAGAGUUACUACAUCUAUCUUUUUAGUCCUUACCUAUCGCCUGAACCAUGUGAGAAGUCUAAAAAUAGUAUAAAUUUAAGCACGAUGCACUUUUGUUUACCCAUUUUACCAAGACAUCUUUCAAAUUCACUUGGUAACACUUAAAAUGGCAAAGGUCUCCCAUGUAAAUUCUGUAUUCUGGUUUCAAUAUUUUUUGUCAUUUCUGCAUGGAUCUGUUGCUUUUCCUGAGUGAAGCAACCAUCCUAACCAGUUUAUGUAUUUAAGUGUCAGCUCCUCUUGAAUAAGGAAUUCCACCCGUUCAUUUUCUGAUUACUAACGGAGUGUGCAGGUGUAUAAUUACAUUGUUUUCGUUCCCAGUGUAACAUGCACCAUGUGUUCUUUUAAGACAACGUGCCGAAAGAAUUGCUUGUCUGAGCAUGCUCCGUUAAGUAUUCUCUGCACAAAAACCUAUUCUUCUCAGCUGUUGCACUUGAGCUUUCCGCACUUAAGUUCUGUUCAGCGAGAAAUCUUUUCAUCUCCUUUCCAAUUUGUUGCGUGAUGUUCGCUUCGCAUAGACCUCGUGUUUUUCGUUCGCGUCUCGGGUGUUGCAUUUGCGGCGCAAAGUCUUCGAGCUCAAGAUUCACGUCUUCGUCAAAAUACGAGUUGUUGUUUAGAGGUUGCUUUCAAUUGAAUGAGGAGAGGCAAGGAGAGAUCUGCAAUGCCUGUGUACUUCUGGUCAAACGGUGGAAGAAACUGCCCUCUGGAAGUGCGAAGAAUUGGAAGCAUGUCGUAGACAGUAAAGCCACAGUGAAAAGAACUACGAAGCCAAGGAGAAGUUCGAGAAAUUCUAUGACUGUGGAAAACGGAAACGAACUAACUUCCACGAUGAACGGUUCAAGAGCAACAAGUGGUCGCAGCGCGAGUUGCGGUGGACAAGAAACUCGAGAUGAUGAUGAAAUUGAAACAGAUAGUGGGGAGAUGUCACCCACGUUGAUGUGUGGCUCACCAAGUCCCAGUCCCAGUGAUGUGUCUGAUGAUUUGUCAUCAGGUUCAACGACCACCUCUUCAAAACAAGUACGUCAAGUGUCAACAGCUUCACAAACAUCCUUUCUGUUCCCAUCCCUUACCUCUUCAGCAAAUAAUAAGCUGCCAUUCAUUGACCUGUCAAUGUGGCGACGUGAAGAAAUCUGCUGUGGCACCAUAUUCAGAGGGCCUCAUGGUGAGGUCCUUGUAGACCCUAAGCUUCUGAACCCUGUGUGUACAUGCUCUUGUAGUGCCAGGCCCCCUGUACAUGUCGCCGAAACAAAGAGUGUUAACUAGAAAUUAUAUAGUGCUCUGGCCUGAAAAGAUCAGUUAAAGAUUUGCUUCCAAUUCUGUUUCUGACAGAGUCCUUUAGCACAUGUUCACAUGACAUUGCAUAACUGAAUCUUGCAAAUUUCAAUCUGUCUCAUCAAAAUAUAAUUUGGUGCAACAUAUACCAUAGUUUCCAAGUCCUUAAAACUCAGAGCCAAAAUGAACAUAUGUUCAUGACAUCAUCACAUACAUGUACUGCAAUUAUGAUGGUAAGACUUGAAAUAAUUGAUAUCUUCAAUAGCCUUCAAAUGAGUCCAGUAUCAUCAUUUCCAAAGCAAGAGAAUUAUUGUCUUAUAGUUAAUGCAUAUAAUAUUCUCGACUAAUUUUUUUUUGUACUCAUUUUGUAUCAAUAUGGGUAGCGUUUAAAUUUUUAUCAUUUUCUUUUGUUUGUUUGUUUUUCUGUUAUUUUGAAUAUUUUGUCUCUUUUUUUUUUUGUAUUUUGUAAGAUACUUUUUGCAUUGGAAGGGCUGUUUUUGAUUGUUUGCUUACUUUCUUCAGCAGUCUCAGUCUUUAUUGAUAACUGCUUGCCAUGCAAAACUUGAUUACUCUAUUUUCUUUGGUUAAUUUUUGUCAACUAAAGAUAACUGCAACUUUGUGGAAGUUACUGUUUAUCCAGUUUACUUAAAGUCAUGUUUCAUUGUUAAGGAAAUCACUAUGAGAAACCUCAAUGGACUGUACUUUUCACACAUGCACACAGAGGAUGCAACCAUACUCUGACUCUUUGUGUCUGUUACUGUAAUUAAAUCUUUUAACCCCCCAAGAUCUGAUUAUUAAUUUCCUCUCUAGCUACAAUUCUUAACAUUUCCAUACAACUUAGUAACAAAAAUUUGUUGUUAGGUCAAUAUAACAACUUUUACCUAAUAACAGGCAUUGAGUAUUUGCAAUGCCUGUUUGCUGGAUAGGUAUGGAUAUUAUAAGAGAGGCUACAUGUUAAACACGUUUUGAAGUUGAAGGGUUUUAAAAGACAUUAUUACUUACUGUAGGUAUCAACAUGGGUUGAUAGAGUAAACUACCUUUCACUUUGCUUGUUAGUAGUCUGUUGAUUAGAGAUCUCAAAGUGAAUGCUGCUCAUGAUCCAUCAACUCUGAAAGCUCCUUAACACAAUGAUAAUCAUCAAAGUUUAGUAUAACAUUUUAACAGAGAGAGCAAACAAAUUCCAGUUUAGAUUGUCUAUAUUCACUUACAUAUGCAUGCACCUAACAAUUUUCUUUUUGCAGUGCCUUAGUCCUUUUACACCAAAAAUCUAAAUAUCAACUUCCUAAACUUUUACAUAUAUUACUUAUGUUACUUUUUCUCAUGUAUUAUUCCUUAUGGGUAUCUUCUGUAACUUCCCAUUAGUUGAGGAAAUUCAUCCUAGGAAAUUCACAGGGUGAGAGGGUUAAAUAGGCCAUUAACAUCAAUUGGCAUAUUCCAAAAAUCAACAAAUCAAAGGUUAAAUUAUCAACACAGUUCCUAAAUAGCCAUUCCUCACAGAGAACAAUUACUCUUACCUGGAGAUAAUUCUUGACCAUCAUUGAUUGUUAUUACUGAUACUUACUAACAGCAUGGGAUUUUUUUGUAGUAUUAUUCAUUUGUUGUAUUAGUUGAUGUGUUCUAAAUGGGGAGGCUUGCUGCAAUUUUUCCAUCUUUGUAUAUAGUUAAAAUGUCAGGUUGGAUUUUUAGUGUAUAUAGUGUUUUGACCUGCAUUCAUGUAUACGUGUUUACAAAACUUUAUUAAGUAG
Messenger RNA from Pocillopora damicornis (cauliflower coral), 3275 nucleotides. Its product is annotated as SIN3-HDAC complex-associated factor. Gene Ontology annotation, cellular component: Sin3-type complex. Gene Ontology annotation, biological process: negative regulation of cell migration. NCBI's taxonomy places the organism in Eukaryota, Metazoa, Cnidaria, Anthozoa, Scleractinia, Pocilloporidae. The record is from RefSeq and is a predicted model, not a curated record.